AUGGCAGCUUCGAAGCCUGAUACGGAUUCCGUUUCAAACAUCCCAGAAUACGAGUACGGCAACGCAAACACCACUACGAUUCACAUUGAUUCCUUCAGAAAAGAGUGGCUGAAAAGACUACAGCCGUCAGAAUACUCCUACACCGCCGAGGACGAAGACACAUUUCACGCCAACUUCGCUCACGAGACUGGAAUCAGCGUGGAUACGAUGCGGGAGCUUCAAAAAGUCUGCAGCAUCUCCUCGCUUCGCUGCCAUCCCGAGGACGAGCAGCCUGACCCAGAAGUCGUACCUGAAGACUCCAUACUAAAAACUCUCGUGGAAAGGAAGAAAAAACAAGAUUACAAAUCAACGCUAAAAAUUAGCAAAAACAGACACGAACUGUACGCGGAUGAGCAGGAGCGACUGGCCACUACGAUGAACCCAGAAGCCGCGGAAAAUCGGGUCCCCGAAGGAGACGUCAUUCUGACCGUUAACGUGUACUAUCCAGCUACAUUCGAAAAGUUCUGCUACGUUCGGCCCCACGUGACCCUGUUGCUACUGGGCUCCCAAAAACUAACGGAACUACGGGACGCCAUUUGCUGCGCUAGCGACUUGCAGGUGUACGGCGAGUUCAGCAACAAUCCCGACGUGGCGCCAGAUUUCGUCAGCAAAGACCACUACAAAUCCGCAUUCUUUUUCCUUGAAGGCGUGUUUUAUAACGACAUGCGCUACCCGGAGUGCCGCGACAUCAGCCAGACCACGAUCACAUGGGCCAAGGCUAACAAAUUCCCCUCGUACACCCAGGCCAAUAUGGAGGACACCACGCUUGUGGAUCUCAAGGUGAAAGUGGGCUUCCCCUACCUCUACUGUCACCAAGGCGACUGCGAGCACGUUGUCAUCAUUACGGAUGUCAGGCUGACGCACAAGGACGACUGCCUGGACAGGACGUUGUACCCGAUGCUAAUACACAAACAUCGGAUCGCGACGCAGAAAUGCGCCGUUUGUUACACGUUCAUCGCCAGGUGGUGCACGGUCGGCGACCAGUUCGCGCCGAGUCACCCGUGUCUGUUUUGCGACAAGUGCUUUCGCAAGCUGCACUACGACGCCGACGGGAACAAGCUGGGAGAAUUUUUGGCUUAUCCUUACGUGGAUCGCGGCGCUUUCAACUGA
This is a messenger RNA of Nerophis lumbriciformis (worm pipefish), 1149 nucleotides long. The record is from RefSeq and is a predicted model, not a curated record. NCBI's taxonomy places the organism in Eukaryota, Metazoa, Chordata, Actinopteri, Syngnathiformes, Syngnathidae.